AUGCUGCAAAUUUGGACUAUAGAAAAAUUUUAAGUAGUAAAAUUUUCUUUAUAAAUUAGGCUGGUGAUUUGAGAAAUAAGGUCUAUUAGAGAACCAGCAUACCCACCUAAAAAAUGUAGAAAAUAUAGUAAAUUAUUAUGCAUGAAUCUAAAAAAAGAGGAUGA
Molecule: messenger RNA, 164 nt
Organism: Paramecium octaurelia
Lineage: Eukaryota; Ciliophora; Oligohymenophorea; Peniculida; Parameciidae
Source: the annotation of a GenBank genome assembly